Molecule: messenger RNA, 1730 nt
Organism: Boeremia exigua
Lineage: Eukaryota; Fungi; Ascomycota; Dothideomycetes; Pleosporales; Didymellaceae
Product: quinate permease
Exons: 6
Coding region: 90-1730 (546 amino acids)
Biological process (GO): transmembrane transport; carbohydrate transport
Cellular component (GO): membrane
Molecular function (GO): carbohydrate:proton symporter activity
Source: RefSeq, a predicted model, not a curated record
AUAAGCUUCGCCUGAUAGCAAACGCUUUUGGAUAAUCAAACCCCACAUCGUUUAGACCUUCGAAUACCUUUGAACAAGUACUCCCUGGAAUGGGCUGUUUUACUACUCAUGCAUCUGGCACGUUAGAUCCUCCGGAGGUGAGGAACUGGCGCCUCCAUGUCAUCGCCUGUAUUGCCUCUAUGUCGGCCCUAGCCAUGGGUUACGACACCGCCGUUAUUGGCGGAACUAUGGCCCUCGACUCGUUCAGACGCGAUUUUGGGACGAACAACAUUCCUCAAACUCAGCGUGAUACGAUCCAGGGCAACAUUGUUUCUACUUUCCAGGCCGGUUGCUUCUUCGGCGCCCUGUUCGCCUUUCCGCUUGCGGAAAAGCUCGGUCGAAAGAAAACAAUGAUCAUUGCUUCAUCAAUCUUCCUCCUCGGAGGCACGUUGAUGACGGCUGCCCGUGGCAGCCUCAACAUGAUCUACGGUGGACGAGCCGUUGCAGGCUUGGGAAUCGGUGCAUCAUCCAUGACUGUGCCCGUCUACAUUGCCGAGAUUGCUCCCCCGUCCGUUCGAGGUCGUCUGAUUGGCAUCUUCGAGAUCGCCUCUCAAGGUGGAGGCAUGUUGGGCUUCUGGAUCAACUAUGCCUGCGACCGAACUAUCAAUGUCAACAGCCAAGCCCAGUGGACUAUUCCGCUCGCUAUCCAACUCAUCCCUGGUCUCCUUCUUCUCCUCGGUGUUGCAUGGUGCCCGGAAUCGCCACGUUGGUUGGCCCGUGGUGACAACUUCGAGGGAGCCGAGAAGAUCUUGACCCAAAUCCGUAACCUUGACUCGUCUCACGCAUACAUCCAGCAUGAGAUGAGUGAGAUUCGCGCGCAGGUCGAGGAGCGCAGUACCAACCGUAUGAGCAAGAAGGCACAAUUCAAGAAGCUUUUCCAGAAGGGUGUCCGAAACCGCAUGGCCAUCGGUCUCGCCCUCAUGUUCUUGCAGAGCUUCACAGGAGUGAACAUUAUCACAUACUACGCUCCACGUAUCUUCGAGACCCUCGGUAUCUCCGGCACCUCCCUCAAGCUGUUUUCCACUGGGUUUUACGGCAUUGCGAAGACGCUCGGCAUGUGCACCUUCACCUUCGUCGUCGUUGAGCGUGUCGGCCGCCGCAAGGGUCUCAUCUGGGGCGCCGCGCUUGGCUGCAUCCCUAUGUGGUACAUCGGCGGUUAUGUCAUGAGAGCUGAUCCUGCCGCCGCAGCCGCCGCAGGGAAUAUCAACCGCGAUGGCUGGGGAUACCUGGCCAUGGUGUGCGUAUACAUCAACGCCUUCAUCAUCUGCGCGACAUGGCAGGGCAUCACGUGGACUUACGCGUCGGAGAUCUUCCCCCUCGAUAUCCGCAUGCUGUGCGUGUCGCUGACCACCGCCGACACCUGGCUCGGAUCCUUCAUCAUCGCCCGCAGCACACCCUACAUGAUCAGCGAUCUCGGGUACGGUGCGUAUUUCUUCUUUGCCUCUAUCCUGGUUGCCAUGGGCAUCUGGAGCUUCUUCUUCGUGCCCGAGACAAAGGGCAUCACGCUCGAGGAGAUGGACGCGCUGUUCCUCAAGCCCAUGCACAAGGCUGUGUGGGCCCAGGUCAGGGGCAAGCCUCUCUUCGUCGAUGAGGACGAGGUUGCGCGAGGAAAGGGGCUGGAUCCCGUCAAGGAGAAGAACAUGGGUAUUGAGCAUGUCGAGUCCGUUCCACGUAAUAAGCGCGGGAUGUAG